GUCUACUCAAUGACCAUCACUACUAGUCGUGCUUUGCAGCUUGCCUGAGCAAUGACCAUGGCUUCCUGAACUGUACAGAAGCAGGCUGCAGUCAAGCUGUGGAAUCUCUACACACUUUGAACGACCAGAUCUCUGACUUCAUCGUGAACAAGGCAAAGGCGCUCACCGAAGAGGACGAUUCUUUCCUGCCGGAUGAAAAAGAAACCCUGAAAACAUCCAUGUUGCUCAUGAGACACCUCUUGAUGGAUGCGCAGGCCAAGAUCCGGCGCAUGAUGGAGGGCAACCAGCAGCUGGCCCUGCGGAUCGAUGGAGCCAUCCAGGCGGCCGGCCUCGAAGUCAGCACCCUGCGGGCCGAGCUGACGGCCACCAACCGCCGCCUGGCCGAGCUCAGCGCCUGCUCCGCCGCCGCCGCCGCCUCUGCUGCAGCCGCCGCCGCCAACGCCAGCCCCACCGGCAGCCCCAACGCCACGGAGACGGCCGCCGCCGCCAUGGAGAACAACCAGCACAACCUCCAAGUGCUUCUCCGAGAAGAGGUGUCUCAGCUUCAGGAGGAAGUUCACUUGCUCCGGCAAAUGAAGGAUAUGCUCACAAAAGAUCUGGAAGAGACGCACGGCAGCAAGUCGACUGAGAUCCUCUCUGCCACCGAACUCAAAGUCCAGCUGGCACAGAAGGAGCAGGAGCUGGCAAGAGCCAAAGAAGCCCUUCAAGCCAUGAAAGCCGACCGAAAGCGUUUGAAGGCAGAGAAGACUGACCUGGUGAGCCAAAUGCAGCAGCUCUACGCCACGCUGGAAAGCCGGGAGGAGCAGCUACGAGACUUCAUCCGGAACUAUGAGCAACACAGAAAAGAGAGCGAAGACGCGGUCAAAGCCCUGGCGAAAGAAAAGGACCUGCUGGAACGGGAGAAGUGGGAGUUGCGCCGGCAAUCCAAAGAGGCCACGGACCACGCCAGCGCCCUCCGGUCACAGCUGGACUUGAAAGACAACCGAAUGAAGGAACUGGAGGCUGAGCUAGCCAUGGCAAAACAGUCCUUAGCGACGCUGACGAAGGACGUCCCCAAGCGACACUCCUUAGCCAUGCCUGGCGAGACGGUGCUAAACGGAAAUCAGGAAUGGGUGAUGCAGGCCGACCUGCCGCUCACGGCCGCCAUCCGACAGAGCCAGCAGACGCUCUACCACUCGCACCCCCAGCAUACGGUAGACCGGCAAGCCGUCCGAGUGAGCCCGUGCCAUUCCCGGCAGCCUUCCAUCAUCUCCGACGCGUCAGCCGCAGAAGGCGACCGGUCGUCCACGCCGAGCGACAUCAACUCCCCGCGGCACCGAACGCAUUCGCUCUGCAAUGGAGAUAGUCCUGGACCGGUACAGAAAAACUUGCACAACCCAAUUGUCCAGUCUCUAGAGGACCUCGAAGACCAAAAACGGAAAAAGAAGAAAGAGAAAAUGGGGUUUGGAUCCAUCUCUCGGGUGUUUGCCAGAGGGAAGCAACGGAAAUCCCUUGACCCCGGCCUUUUUGAUGGUACUGCCCCCGAUUACUACAUAGAGGAGGAUGCGGACUGGUGACCGCCUGCCCUGCCCUCUCCCGCUUCUGGUGCGUGUGCGUGUGUGGGAGUGUCUGUGUGCGCAAACGCCGCUAGCUGAACCCAGCGGAUUGCGAGCCCGUCGCCUCUUCUGCGUUGCCUCUUCUGUAACCGCUGUACAUAACCCCCCCGCCCCACAACGAUCCUGUGUGUGAACCCCAUUAACUGUUGUCUAUGGAGCGAUGCCAGUGGUGUUGGUGUAGCCCUCCCUGGUUCUGUUUGGGGGGGAGAGGUUCCCCUCCUGGUUUUCCGGGUUUUUUUCCUCCUCCCCCCCCCCACCCAUUUUUUCAUGUGUAUUUUUCUCCUUCUUUUUACGAAACUUGAAAACUUGAAGGACUGCUGUGUAUUUGUAAAUAACUGAUGACGACAAAAAGAAAACCCCGAAAUUUUGUGCACUGUGUGCUUGUAAAAACGUCUCUUGUCCCAAACGCUGUUCCUCCAGCACCCGCUCCUGAGGUGCUGAAACUUGUCCGUUUGCAAAGAUGGCUGCUGGGAGAGGGAACACCACAUCCUGUUCACAGGGCACGCCCACUUUACCAGGCCAGGCAGCAUCUUAGGAUGAGUUUGGACCAGGGAUGGGCAACUAAAAGUAUGGCUAAAGCAUACAUCUUCAGGCUGUUUGCAUACGAAUCAAAGCGCGGGAAAAGAAAAUUACCAUCAUUUCAUGAGGGGGAAAGGGAAAGUGUGUCGACAUUGUAAAAGAAAAUCCACACUUUUAACGUUCCUUUUAGUUUUUCUACGCAAAGGCCCAGCGACACCGGUUUGCAUGUGCUCUUAAACGGUGCAGCCAAAGGGGAUGUAGCAUACCGGCGAAGAGAACGUGCUGUGAUACAGAAGGCUGCCGGUUCAGAACUCACCUCUGCCACACACACACAAGACGUGCCCUUAGGGCAAGCCCCUUAGUCCCCAGUUUGGGGGGAUCAUACUAGUGGCCUACCUUAUAGUGCCAUUGUAACGGUUACUGUGAUGAUAAUAUAUGUGAGUUGCUUGGAACACUGAAAUUGCUAAACCAACGCUAAAUGUUAUUCUCCAUUGGGGGCACAGUUGCAUGGCAAAACACAUUCCUCUUUGGAGAUUGUGGCUUGGGGGAGGAGGGCUCCCUGAGACAGUAGAAGUUGACCAUCCCUGGUUUGUGUAUCUUGAGAGAAAUCUCACUGUGAGGUGGCAGGUCCCUCUAGUCGGUCUGUGUCUGUUAACUAGAAAUGUGCCCUAAUGAGGUAAAAAAAUAAACCCAGUGGCUCCUUCCUUCCCUACCCCCAAACUUGAAAACUACCCUCUGGGGGGGGGGGGGGGCGCUUUUCUAAAACUGAGUCACCAAAGGAUGAAUGACAGAGAUUGAUUUACACCACAGUGAGAUUUGUCCGCAAAAGAUAUCCCCUAAACAUCCUCCUCAGGAGUGUUUCAGUCAUGACACUUCUCCCUCACGGAAACAGCACUGUUGCCCCAACAGGUUUUGUGUAUGUGACCCAGAUGGCAAAAUCAGAAUUCACGCUGUGGUUCAUAGGUGACCGUUUGCCUAUACUGAAUCUUCUUUUUUUCUGUGCGAGAUAACCUUCACACAUGAAGCAUCCCUGCUUUCCAUUUCAAAACACCCAGCUGGGCUAACCCUCUUCCCAGGCCAGGUUCAAAAUAACCAGAAACCGUGCAGGUGUGUGUUGCUCCCCUCCACCCUCUUUCUUUAUUAUUCGUUUCAGUUUUGUUGAUGCUUUCUAACCCGGAAUAGUCGUUUAACCCUCUUUUCUCCCCUACUUCUUUUUUUUUUAAUUUAUUUGCACAAUACAGAAGAUGUAUUCUAACUAAAUUAUUACAUUAAAUAUUGGAAUUUA
Molecule: messenger RNA, 3399 nt
Organism: Heteronotia binoei (common prickly gecko)
Lineage: Eukaryota; Metazoa; Chordata; Lepidosauria; Squamata; Gekkonidae
Gene: KAZN
Product: kazrin, periplakin interacting protein
Exons: 10
Coding region: 219-1556 (445 amino acids)
Source: RefSeq, a predicted model, not a curated record